UUUUGCACUCGAACGAAGGUUUUUGUGCGCAUCGUGCACAUUUGUACCCGGUGAAUAUAAGCUAAUGGAACCACCGUAAUCUCAAGGAGAGCUGGCGGCACGUUGUUUUUGAACAGGCGUUGGGAUGCUCUACGUUUAUCCUUCAAACCCAGUUGAAGAUGUACAGAACACGGGGACAUUUCCAGCAAUAUACGCGUGCCUGUACCAUACAAGCUCCGUCUGAAUGGCAAUACUUGAAUGUUUGAAUUCAAGUUUUCAAGGCAAUAGUUUUUGCACCUGAUGCAAAGCAAUCCGCAAUCGAUCGAAUGAAUGAUCAUUCCAUGCAUGAGUGUGCAGAGUGACUAAUCGCACUUGGACCACAAUAAGACAAGAUGCAGAAGAAUCAGACACACGUUUUGAUUAUUGGUUUUGAGAUACCAGAAAGCGCUCUGUAGUAAAGUUGCAGUGGCCGAACUACAGGUGCUAUAUGAAGAACAGGUCACAAGCGUUAAUUUGCCCUCGCAGAAAUGCCAGUGCGUGCUGUGACUUCCAGGUUCAUGUACAGGGGACUUUGCUCAAUUCCAGAUAUCCUCUCCUACAGGACUCCCGUCAGCCUCCCCGAGGAUGAAGUGGAGGAGAUCCGUGAAGCCUUUAAGGUGUUUGACCGUGAUGGGAACGGAUUCAUCUCAAAACAGGAGCUAGGAGUGGCCAUGCGGUCUCUUGGUUACAUGCCAAAUGAAGUGGAGCUGGAGGUGAUCAUUCAGAGACUGGACAUGGAUGGUGACGGUCAAGUUGACUUUGAAGAGUUCGUAGCACUUCUCGGACCAAAACUCUCUUCAGCUGGUAUGCCUGACAGAUUCCAUGGAGCCGAGUUUGAUUCCAUAUUCUGGAAGUGUGACAUGCAAAAGCUGACUGUGGAUGAGCUGAAGAGACUCCUGUAUGACACCUUCUGUGACCAUCUGACUAUGAAAGACAUCGAGAACAUCAUCAUGACUGAGGAGAGUCACUUAAACAGCCCCGAGUGCCAAGUAGAUAUUGACACAAGUCCCAUGCAACAAGUCAAGCACACCUGUGUGCGCAAGAGCUUGAUUUGUGCCUUCGCCAUUGCAUUCAUCAUCAGCGUCAUGCUCAUCGCAGCCAAUCAGAUGCUUCGAAGAGGAAUGAAAUAAACAGUUCUGUUUCUAAGACAAUGAAUGACUGACAAAAGGAAACAAGAUAAAAAUGCAAAAAAAUCCACUAAUUCUACUAGUUUCUAAUGAUCACUGUUUUACAGAAACACCAAAGGCUGCACUUUCGUUCUACUAUAAACUCAAGGUAAAGACAGACUGUUGUUAGACAGACAAAAUAAUAAUUUA
Sinocyclocheilus anshuiensis is the source of this 1334-nucleotide messenger RNA. RefSeq names its product calcium-binding protein 7-like. The record is from RefSeq and is a predicted model, not a curated record. Bases 507 to 1148 code for a protein of 213 amino acids. NCBI's taxonomy places the organism in Eukaryota, Metazoa, Chordata, Actinopteri, Cypriniformes, Cyprinidae. Gene Ontology annotation, cellular component: trans-Golgi network membrane. The transcript is spliced from 5 exons. Gene Ontology annotation, molecular function: calcium ion binding.